Messenger RNA from Austrofundulus limnaeus, 920 nucleotides. RefSeq names its product mediator complex subunit 21 (gene med21). The record is from RefSeq and is a predicted model, not a curated record. Lineage: Eukaryota; Metazoa; Chordata; Actinopteri; Cyprinodontiformes; Rivulidae. Gene Ontology annotation, biological process: regulation of transcription by RNA polymerase II. Gene Ontology annotation, cellular component: mediator complex. Gene Ontology annotation, molecular function: transcription coregulator activity.
GAAAAUAUGGCGGACAGGCUAACGCAACUUCAAGAUGCUGUCAAUUCUCUUGCUGAUCAGUUCUGUAACGCCAUCGGUGUUCUGCAACAAUGUGCGCCACCUGCGUCCUUCAGUAACAUCCAGACAGCAAUCAACAAAGAUCAACCAGCAAAUCCUACUGAAGAAUACGCCCAGCUGUUUGCAGCUCUUAUAGCGAGAACAGCCAAAGAUGUGGACGUUCUGAUUGACUCUCUGCCCAGCGAGGAGUCCACAGCAGCUCUGCAGGCGGCAAGUCUCCGUCAGCUGGAGGAGGAGAACCAUGAAGCAGCAGCUCGUCUGGAGGAGGUGGUUUACCGCGGCGAUAUGCUGCUGGAGAAGAUCCAGAACGCGCUGGCCGACAUCGCCCAGUCUCAGCUCCGCACACGCAACGGCGCGCCCAGCCAACCRUCACCAGCCGAGUCCUGACCCCCCAAGUACCCCAACAAACCCUAACARCCCUACCGACACCCAACCAUCCCCAACAACCUUCAACAACCACCAUCAACCCCAUUUUCAGUCGUUUUCUAUCAAAUCUUGAAGUCAAAGCUAUUAAAGGAGGAAAAUCAAACACUAGAGGCAUUAGUUUUUUUUUUUUUUACAGGUUUUACAGUUUUUAUUUUACAGGACUAAAGUUUUACUUUAAAAGUCUUUUUGUGUCCUUCAACUGAGUCAGUUAAAAAAAACACAGAAAUCCACCCUUUUAAGAUUGAAGAUGCAUUUGUACAUUCAAAAUAUUAAAGAUAUCAUGUUUAUAAAAUGUCUGUAUUGUUUAUGUUGUUACAUUAUUUGCUGUAUAUUUUGUUUGUUUUCGUAUUUGUCUGUUUUGUAUUUAAAAACUCCCCUUCAGUUUGACUCCACUCACUGAAAGCCAACUUAUUUUUGAAUAAACAAAAUACUUGGUU